Melanotaenia boesemani (Boeseman's rainbowfish) is the source of this 756-nucleotide messenger RNA. It is a transcript of the gene rpl13a, whose product is annotated as ribosomal protein L13a. The annotation marks the transcript as partial. Gene Ontology annotation, biological process: translation; negative regulation of translation. The record is from RefSeq and is a predicted model, not a curated record. Gene Ontology annotation, molecular function: mRNA binding; structural constituent of ribosome. Gene Ontology annotation, cellular component: cytosolic large ribosomal subunit; ribosome. NCBI's taxonomy places the organism in Eukaryota, Metazoa, Chordata, Actinopteri, Atheriniformes, Melanotaeniidae. The transcript has 7 exons.
AAACACAUCAAAUAUCCCACGAGGAAGAAAUGCAUUUCAUCACUUCCGCCAGCCCCUGCAUUUUACCACGAGCAACCCCGUGAAUCUUUCUUUUCGCGCAUCAUGGCGGACCGGUUCAAUAAGGUUCUGCUGCUUGAUGGCAGGGGCCAUUUACUUGGCCGGCUUUCUGCCAUUGUGGCCAAACAACUUCUUCUGGGACACAAAGUUGUGGUGGUGAGAUGUGAAGGCAUCAACAUUUCCGGCAACUUUUACCGUAACAAACUGAAGUACCUGGCUUUCCUACGUAAGAGGAUGAACACCAACCCCUCUCGUGGCCCUUACCACUUCAGAGCUCCUAGCAGGAUCUUCUGGAGGACAGUCAGAGGUAUGCUGCCCCACAAAACCAAGAGAGGCCAGGCUGCUCUUGAGAGGCUGAAGGUGUUUGAUGGCAUCCCCCCUCCCUACGACAAGAGGAAGCGCAUGGUUGUCCCAGCUGCUCUGAAAAUUGUGCGUCUGAAGCCCACUCGCAAGUUUGCUCUUCUUGGGCGUCUGGCACAUGAGGUUGGCUGGAAGUACCAGGCUAUCACAGCCACUCUGGAGGAGAAGAGAAAGGAGAAAGCCAAGCUCCGCUAUGCCAAGAAAAAGUCUGUGAUCAAGCUGACCAAGCAGGCAGAGAAGAACGUUGAGGGAAAGAUUGCAAAAUACACAGACGUUCUGAAACAGUACGGUGUACUUGUCUGAGCUAGUUUCUUCUGGCUAAUAAAUAAUAAAUGUUUA